GUUAUAUUCAAAAAGCAUGAUAUAAGAAAGACAUUUAAGAUCAAAUGAAAAAGUAGAUAGAUAAUUAGAUUAUUAAACCAUGAAAAUGAUAUCACCAUAAGCUGAUGUGAAUUUCAAAAAAGAAAAUUCAAAUCCUUUAGAUUAAAAUUGCAGCGCUUAUUUAUUAAAGGGUUAUGAAAGAUAAGCUCCAUAUAAAUCAAAUCAGAUUGAUUAAAAUCGUCAAACAGGAGAACCAUUAAAAAUGGCAUCUAACAAUAACCCAUAUUUAAAGCAAUCUGUAAACAAUAACCAUGAAUAAGAACAAACAAAACCAUUUAUUCGUGCAUAUUAAGAAGGAGAACAAAGAAAGCCUUUAGAUUAAGUUAAUUACAAAUAAGAAUAGCGAUUAUUAAAUCAAAGAGAAAUUACUAGUCCUUAUGGUAAUUUUGAUAACAAAAAAAGAGAUCCAAUUGAUACUAGAACUCCUUUUGAUCCAAAUACAAACAUGAGUGCCUAUACUCCAUAAUCAAGAUAAGAUAAUUAUCGUAAAGAUGUCUAAUAAUCAGAAUAAAAAAGAGAGUUUCAAUUACCUGAAUACAAAAGAAUGUAUCCUGAUUAGGAUCCUAGAAUCCCUUAGAGAUAGAUGAGUGCUUUUGAAAUGAAGUAGAAACCAUUUGAUCAAGGAGAUAAAGCUAGAUAUGAUUAGGAAAGAAUUAGAACAUUAGGAGGAUAAUAAGAAUAACCUGAAAGAAUGGAUAGAUUGAUAAGAGCAUCUGAUUAUACAAGAAAAUCUGACAAUAAUGAUUUUUUAGAAUAAGAUAAAAGAGUAUUAGAAAGAAGAGAAUUUAAUUAAAGAGGUGGAGCAGAUCAAGUUUAUUCUGAUUAAAGAAAUACUGCAAAAUCUUAAGAAUACUCUUAGAGAUAAUAAAUUUAACUAACAAGACCUUAAGAAGGAUCUAAAACUCCAAUUGAAGGAAGAAUUAAUGAAAAAAGAGGUUAUGAUGACCAAAUGUAAUAAGAAGGAAGAUUUAAUCAAUCAUAAUUUACUAAUCCUUAUCUACAAGGAAGAACUUAGUAAUAAUAAUUUUAUGAUAUGAAACCUCCUUUAGAUGAUUAAAGAAGAAUGCUCAAUCCUUAUGAUGAGAGGAGAAAUGUAAACCCAUAUGAAACUAGACCUUAAAUUUAAGAUUAGAGAUCACCUUUUUAAAAUAGACCUGAUCGGGUUGAGAUUGAAAGAAGAUUAGAACAUCCUGAAUUUGAAAGAAGACCUGAUGUUUAAAAUAAAUCUCCUUAUUAAGCAAGAUUUGGCCCAGAAGGAAAAUCUGAAGUUGACUAAAGAUUACCUCCUUAAGAUCGACAAUUAUAAGGGUAAAAUUAUGAAAGAUAUUAAUAAUCAGGAUAUAGGUAAGGUAUGGAUGGAAAAUAUCAAUAUGAAGUAAGAUAACCUUAAUAAACCUAAUUUCAAGAAAUCCCUGUUAAUGGUCCUCGAUUAUAAGAAGUGAGAUAAGGAAUGAAUUAUAGAAAAUAUUCAGAUGGCCGAUCUAUUUAAGAUGGAUAAAUGGAAUUUAGAGAUGGUUAAGAAGGAAAACAUAGAUUAAUAGAAGGGAGAUCUGGAUUACCUGAAGGAAGACCAGAAUUAAAUGAGGCGAGACCAGGAUUUGAAGGAAGAUUUGGAUUAACUGAAGGAAGACCUGGGUUCCCUGAAGGAAAACCUGGAUUUGAAAGAAGACGUGAAUUUGAAGGAAGACCUGGGUUCCCUGAAGGAAGAUUAGGAUUUGAAGGAAGACCUGGAUACCCUGAAGGAAGACCUGGGUUCCCUGAAGGUAGACCUGGAUUCCCUGAAGGUAGACCUGGAUUCCCUGAAGGAAGACAUGGGUUCCCUGAAGGUAGACCUGGAUUCCCUGAAGGAAGACUUGGAUUACCUGAAGGAAGACCUGGAUUACCUGAAGGAAGACCUGGAUUCCCUGAAGGAAGACCUGGAUUCCCUGAAGGUAGACCUGGAUUCCCUGAAGGAAGACUUGGAUUACCUGAAGGAAGACUUGGAUUACCUGAAGGAAGACCUGGAUAAAUGGAUGGUAUAUAAUAGUAGGUUGAUGGUCGAGGGGGAUUUAAUAGAACAUGCGGGGAAGAUCGAUAUUAAGGAACCCCUAUUCUUGAUGGAAGAACUGGAUUCAAUGGACGCAGAGAAUAGUUUGGUACUAGGCCUCCGAUAUAAAGUAGACCUUUUGAGGAAAGAGGAACUUUUGAAUAAAGAGCUCCUAUUGAGAAUAGAAAUCAAUAUUAAAGAGGAUUUGAUGAUUAGUUUGGUGAUAGGUAAUUUGAAUAAAAAUAUUCACAAUAAUAAGACAUUAUUGGCAGAAAAGAUUUAGGAAGACCUGAGUAUGGAAAGGUGAGGGAAGAAAUUAAUAGAAGAAAUGCUUAUGGUAGGCAAGAAAUGGAGGAUAAUCUGUCAGAAUUUGGAAAAAGAAAAGAGUUUGAUGGUAGGAUAAGACCAGAAACAAGUUUUGGAAAGCCUUAUUAGCCAGAAGAAAGGUAUUUAAGAAGGGAAUAUAAUGAUUAAGGAUAGAGAUUGAGUUAUCAUGAAGAUACUUCAGUAAUUGAUAGAUUGGGAUUAGAGAGAGGAACAAAUAGAAAAAUAAUUGGUAAUUAAGCUGCAGAAAAUAUGUUGAGAGGAGAACAACAAAUGAACAGAUAAUAUGAUAGAGAGAGAGGAUUUAAUAGAAUAGGAAUGGGAGAAAGAGUGGCUAGUUUUACAAAUAGUAAAAUGGGUUAUUAAAGAACUGCUGUUUAAGAUAGGGAGGAAUAUUAAGGUUAUGUUAGAUCAAAACAAUUACUUAAGCCAUCAUUAGGAAAUGAUCAAAAUGAUUUUUAGAAAAUGAAAUCUCAAGAUUAGGGAUUCCAAAAAUGUAUAAAUAUAAAAUUUAUUUAUUAGUAUUAAGUCCAAAGGGCUAAAUUGAAACCAAAGUUGGAAUAUAUGAUAUUUAGAGAAGAGAUGGUAGAAUAUGA
This is a messenger RNA of Paramecium primaurelia, 2985 nucleotides long. The record is from the annotation of a GenBank genome assembly. NCBI's taxonomy places the organism in Eukaryota, Ciliophora, Oligohymenophorea, Peniculida, Parameciidae.